AUGCCUAUGGGUGACAACGAUGUAGUUCAAGCCGUGGGCUUGGACCCGGCUCUUCUCGACGCCUCUGGUGAUCCACAGCGCAAGGAUCCCAAGCUUCACACUGACGCACCCCCUCCGUUCCUGUUUUCCGAGGGCAAGGCCACUCUCCAGGAGAGCUAUCUGAGUGAAAACGAUGAUAUUCCCACCGAGGAGGAGCUUGAGACGCUUCCUCGCGUCGGUGCCGCCAUCCCCUGGAAGAUCUACACCAUCGCCUUUGUCGAACUCGUCGAGCGCAUGUCCUACUAUGGAUGUGUUCAGGUCUACUCCAACUUCAUCGCCAAGCCUAGGCUGACUCCAACUGGAAUGGCGGUGGACCCUCACAAUGCUGAUGCUCAACCUGGUGCGCUUGGCAUGGGUAAGCAGAUUGCUUUCUCCCUGACCACAUUCAAUGCUUUCUGGGUCUACUGCUGUCCCCUUCUUGGAGCUUGGAUCGCCGACACAUACCUUGGGCGCUACAAGACUAUCCUUUACUCGGUCAUCGUCGCUGAAAUCGGACACAUUAUUCUCGUCGUCUCUGCAAUCCCUGCGGUUCUCGACAACGAAAAGGGUGCGCUUGCUUGCUUCAUCAUCGGGUUGCUCGUAAUGGGACUCGGAACGGGCACAUUCAAACCUAACAUCUCGCCCCUCAUCGUGGAACAGCUCGAGACGGACAGACUGCAGGUUGUCGAGAGAAAAGGCGAGCGCGUCAUCAUCGACCCCGCCAUUACUGUCACCCGUGUCUACAAUUAUUUCUACCUGUUCAUCAACAUCGGUGCCCUGGCUGGUCAGCUCGGCAUGGUGUACGCCGAACGCUACGUCGGAUUCUACCUAUCGUACCUGAUCCCCACUGUCUUCUUCCUGCUUGCCCUGCCAGUCCUGAUUGUCUGCAAGAAGCACUACGUCUUGCGCCCCCCGAGUGGCAGCGUUAUGGGCCCUGCCUUCAAGCUCCUGGCCAAGGCUAUCGGCACGAGGAACUUCAAGAACUGGAACGAUGGCAAGAUGUGGGAAUCUAUCAGGCCUUCUGCUCUCGGUGCCAACAAGCCAUCGUGGUACAACUUCGACGAUGCAUGGGUCGACGAAGUUGCCCGUGGUUUCCGUGCUUGCGGUGUCUUCUUCUGGGUUCCCAUCUUCUGGCUCGCUUACAGGCAGAUGGACUCCAACUUGACCCAGAUGUGUUCCACCAUGUCUCUGCACGGCAUUCCUAACGAUCUCCUGUCGAAUUUCGAUCCGAUCGCUAUUAUCAUCAUUGUGCCAAUCAUGGACACUGUUGUCUACCCGUUCCUUCGCAAGAGGGGCAUCAGGUUCACACCUCUCAAGAAGAUUUGCGCUGGUUUCAUCAUCGCCUCGUUCUCCAUGGUGUGGGCCUCCGUUCUCCAGUACUACGUCUACAAGACAUCCGGAUACUACGAUGACCCAAGCCAAGAGAACUACAAAUCGCCCAUCAACGUAUGGGCUGUCAUUGGCGUCUACAUCCUCAUCGCUAUUUCUGAGAUCUUCGCCUCUGUAACAACACUCGAGUACGCUUUCACCAAGGCACCCAAGAACAUGAGGUCUCUUGUCAUGGCCGUCCAGCUCUUCACCACUGCCUUUUCCGCCGCCCUGGCUCAGGCUUUCACCCCGUUGACGCUCGAUCCUCUCGUCGUAUGGAACUACGGUGCUGUGGCCAUCAUCUCUUUCGUCACUGGUGUUCUUUUCUGGAUCGCGUACCGCAAGAUGGACAAGGAAGAAGACCAACUCAACAUGCUGCCCACCGGACAUCUUGGAACCGCGGCUCAGGCACAAGACAUCGAGAGACGUUUGAGCGUCGCGCCCGUUGAGGAUGAGAAAAAGGCUCAAAGCUACUAA
Molecule: messenger RNA, 1863 nt
Organism: Ascochyta rabiei
Lineage: Eukaryota; Fungi; Ascomycota; Dothideomycetes; Pleosporales; Didymellaceae
Exons: 3
Coding region: 1-1863 (620 amino acids)
Biological process (GO): oligopeptide transport; transmembrane transport
Cellular component (GO): membrane
Molecular function (GO): dipeptide transmembrane transporter activity
Source: RefSeq, a predicted model, not a curated record